This is a messenger RNA of Vitis vinifera (wine grape), 2500 nucleotides long. Its product is annotated as serine/threonine-protein phosphatase PP1. The record is from RefSeq and is a predicted model, not a curated record. Gene Ontology annotation, molecular function: protein serine/threonine phosphatase activity. The transcript has 3 exons. Lineage: Eukaryota; Viridiplantae; Streptophyta; Magnoliopsida; Vitales; Vitaceae. Gene Ontology annotation, cellular component: cytoplasm; nucleus. Bases 536 to 1522 code for a protein of 328 amino acids.
AGAAAAGAAAAAGAAAAAGGAAGAGGGACGGAUAUUUCUCAAACCAUCGUCGGUUUCAUCAGAAGUGUACAAUGAUUCAAGUCAGUUGACCAAAGCGGAGCAGGCACGUGCUAAUCGCACACGCUCAUAAAUGGCUCUUAGAUAGGGUUCGUUCGCUUCAACUUUAGGGCUCUUUAUAUACGAUGGGGUCCGCCCAUCCUCUCCAUAUCUUUUAGCCCUGUCCGUCAAACAAAGCGGGAAAUGGCCGCCACGCACUCCACACACAAACGCGCUCAUUGACCCAAGCUACAGAGAGAAGAGGAGAGUCCCAAUCCCGGAGAGAUACCGACCACUCGGUGUCGAAAUCUUAACCGAUUAGUCGUCGCGGGUGGGUUUGAUGAGCGAGGAGAGAGAAGCGGAUGAUUCGAUGUCUCGGUUGCUUUAAUAAUGCGAAGGAAUCGGAUUUCUUUGUGUUGUUGAGUUUUUUCUUUUUUGCGUUUGGAGAGAGAGAAAGAGUUUUCUAGAAGCUAGGGUUUGGGGGGUUUGUGUGUCGGAGAUGGACGGAGAAUUGUUGGACGACAUCAUAAGGCGGCUUGUUGAUGCGAAGAACGGGCGGACGCCGAGGCAGGUGCAGUUGACGGAAGCGGAAAUCCGGAUGCUUUGCGUGACGUCGAAGGAGAUCUUCCUAAGCCAGCCGAAUCUUCUUGAGCUUGAAGCGCCGAUAAAGAUUUGUGGAGAUGUUCAUGGUCAGUUUUCUGAUCUUCUAAGAUUGUUUGAGUACGGUGGGUACCCACCAGAAGCAAACUAUUUAUUCCUAGGAGACUAUGUUGAUCGUGGUAAACAGAGCAUAGAGACGAUAUGCCUUCUCCUUGCAUACAAGAUCAAGUACAAGGAAAACUUCUUCCUCCUCAGGGGCAACCAUGAAUGUGCUUCCAUCAACCGAAUUUAUGGGUUCUAUGAUGAAUGUAAGAGGAGGUUUAACGUUCGCCUCUGGAAGACAUUUACUGACUGCUUCAACUGCCUUCCUGUAGCCGCUCUUAUCGAUGAGAAGAUCAUUUGCAUGCAUGGAGGUUUAUCUCCUGAAUUAAAAAACUUGGAUCAGAUCAGAAAUAUUGCUCGCCCUGUUGAUGUACCAGAUCAGGGGCUUCUCUGUGAUCUCCUGUGGGCAGAUCCUGAUAAAGAUAUUGAAGGUUGGGGAGAGAAUGACAGGGGUGUGUCUUACACAUUUGGGGCUGACAAGGUUACUGAAUUCCUUCAGAAACAUGACCUUGAUCUCAUUUGCCGAGCUCAUCAGGUUGUGGAAGAUGGGUAUGAGUUUUUUGCAAAGAGGCAGCUAGUGACCAUAUUCUCGGCACCAAAUUACUGUGGCGAGUUCGACAAUGCUGGUGCCAUGAUGAUUGUGGAUGAUACAUUAACAUGUUCCUUUCAGAUCCUUAAAUCAACUGAUAAGAAGGGAAAACUAGGCUUUGGAAACAUGUUGAGACCAGGAACGCCUCCUCACAAGGUACAGGAGCCUCAUAAAAUAGAUGAAGACAUAUCAUAAUGUGAUUUUAAAUUGAAGAAAAGAGAAACUUUUGUUUGCUUGGCCUCAUCAGCGACUUGAACGAUCUUCCAGAAUAUUAUUACUUGAAUGCUGCAUAUUUUAAAUUUAUUUGUCCAGAAUAUUAUUACGUAUUACGUCUUUACCAUGAUCAUUUGCUGGAUUAUUGAGACUAUUAAUAACCUUAUUACUAGUAGUAGUAGACAUCUUUAGCAUAUGAUUGUUUGCUGGAUUAUUGAAACUAUUAAUAACCUUAUUACUAGUAAUAGAUUGGUAGCAUUAAUAAAUGACUCAUGACAUUGUCCCAUUCCCCCUAAAUGGAUAACCCUAACUUGUGGUUAAUGAAUCAAACGUAGAACCAUCAGUUAGCUCUUAGAAACAAAAUUUCAAUUCCUUGAUAAUCAGGGAAAUUCCAGUCUCUACUGGAUAUGGCCAAUUCUAAAAGAAGUUGGCUUAUUGGAUUGGUGGUUCUUGACCUACUUUUUGAAAUUCUACUUGAAUUGGGUUUUCAUUGUUUUUCUUUUUCCUUUCUUUUCUUCCAAAGAUUCUGUUUAUUGAUUAAAGUGACAUUUAGCCAAUAACCCUACUGCAUCUCUUUUCAGGGUAAGGGUUGACUUAUCUGCACUGAAGCGAAUCUUGCGACCAGAAGGAGUGUGAUCAAUGGGGCCAUCUCUCUAUUUGCCACCUCACUUCUGAACUGUUUUCUGCUGAAAUCAUUUUGCUCCGUUUGACAUAGUUUUCUAGUCACAAAACUCGGUUUUAGUUCUGCCUUAUUUGGCAUGGAAGGCAUAAAGCCUCACAAAGCAAUAUCCAGACCUCGGAGAGCUGAUGCCCAUUGUCAAUGCAACUCUCAGGUUUUUUUUUUUUUUUUUUCUUUAUUAUGUAAAAUGCAAAUUCUGAAAUUGUUGUGUUGAAUGGUAAUUGGCGUGGGUACUCUUUAUGUUUGUUUUAUGGCAACAUCAUUUGCAUUUGCCCGCUGAA